Molecule: messenger RNA, 652 nt
Organism: Rattus rattus (black rat)
Lineage: Eukaryota; Metazoa; Chordata; Mammalia; Rodentia; Muridae
Gene: Dand5
Product: DAN domain BMP antagonist family member 5
Biological process (GO): signal transduction involved in regulation of gene expression; determination of heart left/right asymmetry
Molecular function (GO): morphogen activity
Source: RefSeq, a predicted model, not a curated record
AUGCUCCGUGGCCAAUUAACCGCGCUGCUGGGUCUGCUCAGUGGGGCCUGGCUGCCCACAGGUUCAGGGAUACCUAGGGCCCCAGCUACCCCUGCUCAGUCCUGGGCCGCUACCAAUCAGAGCCCGACUCUGGAUCCCCUGGUGCCCAUCUCUGCCCUAGGUAGCUGGAAGGCCUUCCUGGACCUGCAAAACAAACAGCAGGGGACAGGUGAGCCGCAGGAGGGGCAGAGUGUGGCUGCUGGUGUGCCUUUGCCCUUGGCGCCACAGGAACUGCUUCAGGAGACUUGUAAGGCUCUGCCCUUUGUUCAGGUGAUCUCCAGGCCUGGGUGCACGAGUGCCCGGGUCCUUAACCAUCUCUGUUUUGGCCAUUGUUCCUCCUUCUACAUUCCCAGCUCGGAUCCCAGCCCUGUAGUACUCUGCAACAGCUGUGUGCCAUCUCGAAGGCGCUGGACAUCGGUGGCACUGUGGUGUGGAGCUGGCCAGUCAGCCUCCCCUCGGCGGGUGAGGAUUUCCACUGUAUUGGUCCAGAAGUGUCGGUGCCACCCGAGGCUGUGAGCUGAGCAUCCUAGAGGAAUGUGCAGGACACAAACCUUGGAAAGAAGCAGGAGACUCAGUAGAAAGACGUGACCUGAGUGAUGAAUAUCAGGUCAAG